UAAGAACCAUUCACCCAAGGAUGGAGCAGCCACUCCAGGAACCCCAAAGUCAAUGCUGUUGUCGGUGCACAUCAAGCGUGAGGGAGAGUCUCCAGUGGUCUCGCCCAUGUCCUCUGAAGACGCCCACCACUCCGACAGAUACCAGACGUUUUUACGAGUUCGAGCAAACAGGCAAACAAGAUUGAAUGCACGUAUAGGAAAGAUGAAGAGGAGGAAGCCUGAGGAGGGCGGCCAGCGUGAGGGUACGCUAGGUGACGAUGACUCUGCAGAUGGAGAAAAUGGGCGGGGCUUUGAGGAGUACGAGUGGGCGGGGCAGAAGAGGAUCAGAGCCACAGCCUUGCUGGAAGGAGGCUUCAGAGGAACUGGUUUCGCCACGUGUAGCGUCAAGGAGAGCGCGGCAGACAGCGACGCAGACUUAGACGUGGACGGAGACGACACCUUGGAGUACGGCAAGGCGCAGUACACCGAGGCCGACAUCAUCCCCUGCUCCGGGGCCGGGGAGGACCAGGGGGAGGCCCGGGAGAGGGAGGCGCUACGGGGGGCCGUGCUCAACGGUGGGAUGCCUUCUAACAGAAUAACGCCUGAAUGCUCCAAAUGGGCCAGCGACGAGAUGCCUUCAACAAGCAACGGAGAAAGCAGCAAGACAGACCCCGGCACUCCUUCAUCCUCCUGCUCUUCCUCCUGCGCCCCGCGCACCUGUAAAAACAGCGAGAUCGAAAAGUAGGUUACUCGUAUGUGCACACACGCUUUGUGAUUUAGUUUGAAAGAUGAGGCAGAAACGACUGUCACGUUUCCCAUCGUCACAUCAGACGUCUCAAACACACACUCUGCGAUUCUAUGACUU
This is a messenger RNA of Gymnodraco acuticeps, 844 nucleotides long. Its product is annotated as E3 ubiquitin-protein ligase RNF220-like. The annotation marks the transcript as partial. Lineage: Eukaryota; Metazoa; Chordata; Actinopteri; Perciformes; Bathydraconidae. Gene Ontology annotation, molecular function: ubiquitin protein ligase activity. Gene Ontology annotation, biological process: protein ubiquitination. The transcript is spliced from 8 exons. The record is from RefSeq and is a predicted model, not a curated record.